AACAGAGCACUUCCUCAUUCGACCAUAUCACUGAAUUUCAUGCGGCCAAUCAUUCAAAAGUGCUGUCAUGGCUCUUGAGCUUUACAUCCCGCCCUGCAUCAAAUCUCCUGCUGGCCAUCUGCAUCCACCGCGUAUUGAGCAGCCCCUCAGAGUCCAGAUCGAAGGUCCGCGAGAAUCAAUUCAAAAGCUUUUCCCAUCUACAGUGUGGGAAACCAGUCUGGUAGCCCGGAAGUUUCCUCAGACAGCUGGUCCAGCGCUUGCAGCACUCACGUUUCGGCACAUUUAUGGGGUGGACGCCCGUCCUGAUGUCCGCGGUGAUAUGGUCGUGCGGGACGAAUACAUGGGAUGGGUUAGAGAGGGUAACAAGACAUUAGAGGACAUUGAUUACUAUGGUGUGACGUUCGAUCAUCUAGUUCCCCUUGAUGAUGUCGAUCCCGAAGUAUUACAAAUCAACAUCAUUGAGAUGGAUGAUGAUCAUGGCGAGUAUGCGAAUAAAUAUUUAUCAUUCUCGGUGAAUGCAUCGGAAUAUAGUGGGAAGAGAGUAUUGGCUGUCCCCAGAUGCUGCCAGAAACGAAAGGGCACACAAGAUCGCCAAAGGGUGAAUGAAUCGGUUUUGGAAAGGGAUGGGUGUUCAAGUUGCUGAGACAAACCCCAUGUUGUUGUAAUCGACAAUUGUCUGGACCUCGAACAAGUGCAUAAAGACCGAGAUGCUCAGUCAACUGACAAUGAUGUUGCAACAUGUUUCAAAAGCGACAGUAGCGAGCGGGCACUGUAUUGGGAACAGGAAUCAAUUGCAUGGGAUUUUAUGACCUAGAAAGACCUAGCAGGCAUUGCCAUCCUGCCUAUAUUCAUCAACAUGAACACAUGCUUGGAGAGGCGACGCAUGGCUGGCAAGCGUGCUGCGAGGUUAUCACAUGCCGAACAAGCUCUAACGGAUGAAUACAAAUAAGUUGUUUGCAUCUUUUCGCCAGAUCAUGUGUCACAAGUAGAAGAAAACUCCUUGCCGCGACAAAAGGGAUAUGAUGAGCCGGCAACCAAAGUGGCCCUUCUAGAGAAGCAAGUCAACGCAUUGCAGGGCCAGUUAGAUAGAUGCCCAGCGGCAGCGCAAGAGGAAGAAGGUCCGGUUAUCGCCUAACAAUACCUUCGCUAAUAUAGAGCAGUUUCGACGGGCGCAGAUUAAAACUGGCAAAGUAAAGAAUAGUAUGGAUGAAUUAAGCGCAUCAGAAAUAUCCAGCGAGGCCGAAAGUUGUAAAUCGGUGGGCGGCAGACGAAGUGGAAUAAGUGGUAGUGAUAGUGAUAGUGGUGAUGAUGGUGAUUCAAUGCGGGGCUGAUGCAAGAGGGGGGGGGUAAUUCGCGUUAUAAGCAAGAAGACUGGUCGUUUGAUUUGAACCCCUGCCGCCCAUCGUGUUUGUCAGUGAAUUC
Colletotrichum destructivum is the source of this 1422-nucleotide messenger RNA. RefSeq lists its product as uncharacterized. The record is from RefSeq and is a predicted model, not a curated record. NCBI's taxonomy places the organism in Eukaryota, Fungi, Ascomycota, Sordariomycetes, Glomerellales, Glomerellaceae. The transcript has 2 exons. The coding region runs from base 68 to 643 and encodes 191 amino acids.